Anthostomella pinea is the source of this 1650-nucleotide messenger RNA. NCBI's taxonomy places the organism in Eukaryota, Fungi, Ascomycota, Sordariomycetes, Xylariales, Xylariaceae. The record is from the annotation of a GenBank genome assembly.
AUGCAACCUGGGCUUUAUAGCGCCGCCUCCUCUCUUGAAUUUGGACUGCUGCUCUUGACUUCUUUGCCGUUCAUUCCUUUCUGUUCCUCCACUCCAGCCGGCCGUCCCUGGCCCAUCGACACUGAGUUGACCGUAUACUCCAACUAUCACGACCCAGCGCCGGCGCCUGAGGACGGUCCCCCCUUAUCGGCUGGUGCCCUUCGAGACACAUCCUAUCUCCCAGCCCAGAUCGGUGGCAUAGUCGGCUCCUACGCCUUCUCGCUCGUUGUAGUUGCUGCUCUUCUACUUCUGCUCGCAAAGAAACGUCGCCAACAUCUCACAGCUGGAGAAGAGGACAUAGAUCCUGCUGAGGAGUUUGCCUAUCAGUUCGCGUACGCAGCAGGUUUACAUCCUGACGAAGAUCCCCAGUAUCCUUACGCUCCCCAGUCACCCAGUUCACCUAUCAAGAACUUCUCUUACCCAGUCCCUACCAGCCCUACGAAGGAGAAGGAUCCCAGUCCCUACAUAUAUCCUUCAUUUCACUCCACAAGCACCCUUGGUGUCAAUCCCUUAGUCGACCCGAGAGUGGUCAAGGCAGAUCGCGAAAUGGCACAACAACAGCUCGAGGAGAUGUACAAGCAUGUGAUGGAGCAGGAAGCCGCAAAGGAAGCCGGUGUGGUAUUGGAACAGCCCCCGGCGCCAGUGUUGAGACAGCCCUCGUCGGAUGCUGUGCCAAAGGGGAGCAUCUUGAAGAAGGGCAAGAACAAGCCUGCAAACCUGGACCUCACGCAAAGCGAGCCAGAGAAGCAGUCGCGGACGUCUUCAUUCUUCUCGGCUCUCAAAUCCCCUCGCACCAAGAAGAAUGUGAAGGGCAUCAGCAUCUCGUCGCCCAUUAUGACUCCCAUGUCCGGUACAUUUCCGCGCCAGGAUGGAGAGGAGAUGAACACAAUCCCUCCUCGUCAUUACGCGCCGGCCUCUCCGCCUCCUAUUCCUGGUGACCAUUUUUCAUAUGCACGCAGUAACCGACAGAUGGGACCAACAGCUCCCCUGACACCACCAGAUGUGUCACCUGAGAGCACGCAAAGCAUUGAUGAGCGGAUCGGUGGUCAGCUAGGUCAUUCACGAUCCGACUCUCAGGCACCUACGGAGUACGAUCCCGUCUCCGCCACUUCAGAAAGAUCCACGGCACCCCUCGUGGGCUUGCCUUCAUCUCCGAAGCCUGGCGUCAACCGCUUCUCGUCGUUUCCGGCGUCACCAAAGCCCGGGGCCACAUUCCCAACGUCUCCCAGAGGAGACACAUUCCCCGCCUCUCCUCGAGGAGCCACAUUCCCGAUAUCACCCAAGCCCGGGGCAUCCUUCUCACGGCCAAACGCACCGUCGGCCAUCCGCACGGGUGGUGCGCUUCCCCUCCGCGCCUACGAGCCGGCCAUGGCGUCGCCCUCCGUGCAGACCACCAAGCAAACGACGUUUGAACGCGCACCCCUCUCCCCGUCGGGACUCCGCACACCGUGGACUGGAGCGCCGGUGCCGUACACGCCGUACCAGCCCUUCUCGCCAGUGAUGCCCGUCACACCGUCGCUGAUCACCAAAGCGGACCGCAAGCGGAUGAAGCAGAUGCACCCCAAGACGCCGACUAUGCAGAUGGUGCAGAGCUCGGACGACAUAUGGUAG